UCUCCCAUCAUGCACCAAAGCAUUCAAAACGAGGCUGUUUUCCUCACCUCUGAUUGGUCAGUUCGAAUUGUCUAUUUAGUCUCUGGACAAGCUUUGGGCCUUGUCGAUCGUCGCAGCACGAAAAAUAGCCAAUUUUACCCGUAGACCGUAAACUUCUGGCAUUUUCUCACUGUGGUAGUAUGUCCGGGAGUUCCAACGUGGAGAACCUGUCACCUCAGAUUAUCCGGCAGGUGGCAAAGGAAGUUCUUGACCUCGCUAACCACCCGCCUGAGGGGGUGAAGGUGUUUCCUAAUGAGCAGGACAUCACAGAUGUACAGGCCACUAUCGAGGGCCCGGGGGGAACUCCAUAUGAAGGUGGCCAGUUCAAAAUUAAAUUGUCCCUUGGGAAGGACUUUCCCCAGACUCCUCCCAAGGGAUUCUUCUUGACCAAGAUUUUCCACCCCAACGUUGCCAAGAAUGGAGAGAUUUGUGUGAACACGCUGAAGAAAGACUGGAAAGCCGAUCUCGGCCUCAAACACAUCCUCCUUACCAUCAAGUGUCUUCUGAUUUAUCCAAACCCUGAAUCCGCCCUGAACGAAGAAGCCGGGAAGCUGCUCUUGGAACAGUACGACAACUACUCUGAAAGAGCGCGAAUGAUGACAGAAAUUCACGCCAAGCCCACGACAAAGACUGCGCCCACAAAAAACGAAGAAACAAAUUGUCCCUCUACCUCAGGAACGCAAUCUACCAGUGAAGGGCCCAUGGCCAAAAAGCAUGCAGGAGACAAAAAUGCAGCAGAGAAAAAGAAGAAAGAGAAAAAGAGAGCACUCAGACGUUUGUAGCACUUAAUAUCCAUGUUGUAUUAGCAUGUCUGCAAUCUGGUUAGGAUUGAAUUUUUUACCAUCCUUUUAGGUAAACAUUCAUCUAUCCUUUUGUACACAAAAUAACAUGACAAAUUUUGGUCAAAACAGAUGUAAUAGAACUCUAAUGGCUAAGUUUACUUUAAUGGGACCUUUACUUAAUAACAUGCAGUUCAGUGAUGUAAAAGAGAAAAAUAAUUCAAUCAUUUUUUUUCAUCAUAAUACAAUUUGUAUAAGUGUUCAAAGGUACAUUCCUUUCCACUUCUCUACAUGAUCAUAUGAACCCCCGUUUUUUUUUAGUUCUUAGGAAUUAUCUGCUCUGCUAUUUCUAGUAUCAUGACAUGAGUAAGGAAAUCAGUGUUACUAGGCAAUUCAUUACAUUUACUGUGUAGGCCCAAAUCAAAAGUAUGUAGAAUGUCUACCAUUUAUGUGUGAAAGUAUUCCCUAUGUUUUUUCCCAAUAGAAUCUGCCUUUUUAAUUUUCCUUUGUACUAUAGAAAGUAGUUAGAUAAACAACUUGUCUAGACUCUACAAACAAUCUUAGAAUUAUGGUUCGGAAGUCUGUGGUGAUACAGAAAUUCAAAUAAAAGUCCAAAAGUUGUUCCA
Branchiostoma floridae (Florida lancelet) is the source of this 1444-nucleotide messenger RNA. Its product is annotated as ubiquitin-conjugating enzyme E2 S. Bases 180 to 821 code for a protein of 213 amino acids. The record is from RefSeq and is a predicted model, not a curated record. The transcript has 3 exons. Lineage: Eukaryota; Metazoa; Chordata; Leptocardii; Amphioxiformes; Branchiostomatidae.